This is a messenger RNA of Chrysoperla carnea, 2748 nucleotides long. RefSeq names its product phosphatidylinositol 3,4,5-trisphosphate 3-phosphatase and dual-specificity protein phosphatase PTEN (gene Pten). The transcript has 5 exons. Gene Ontology annotation, biological process: phosphatidylinositol 3-kinase/protein kinase B signal transduction; protein dephosphorylation; negative regulation of cell population proliferation. Gene Ontology annotation, cellular component: cytosol; cell projection; nucleus. Gene Ontology annotation, molecular function: protein tyrosine phosphatase activity; phosphatidylinositol-3,4,5-trisphosphate 3-phosphatase activity. The record is from RefSeq and is a predicted model, not a curated record. Lineage: Eukaryota; Metazoa; Arthropoda; Insecta; Neuroptera; Chrysopidae. The coding region runs from base 200 to 1570 and encodes 456 amino acids.
UUAAAUAAAGAUAAAUCAAAACUCAAUUUAAUAAAAUACAUUUUUUUAAAAAUUAAUUCUAGUUCAAUAAAAAGAAAUUGUGAAUUGAAAUUGUGAUUAAAAGGUAUUAUAUUCGAUUUUAAAUGUGUUAGUGGACGUGGUCUUCGCUGAGGCUCGGGUUUGGGGCAGUGUGUAUUGCCCCCCCGAUCCUCGCAUAGUUAUGGCCAACACAAUAUCAAAUAUGAAAAUGACCAACACGAUAAAAGGGCUUGUGAGUAAACGACGUCGAAGAUAUCAAGCAGAUGGUUUUAAUUUGGAUUUAACAUAUAUACAAAAAAAUUUAAUAGCAAUGGGUUAUCCAGCGGAAAAAUUAGAAGGUGUAUAUAGAAAUCACAUAGAUGAUGUAGUAAAAUUUUUAGAAUCAAAACAUAAAGAUCAUUAUAAAAUUUACAACCUAUGUUCAGAGCGUUCAUACGACUGCGCCAAAUUUCAACAACGUGUUGCCACAUACGCUUUCGACGAUCAUAAUCCACCCAAAAUUGAAUUAAUCCAACCUUUCUGUGCGGACGUACACAAUUGGUUGAUGUCCGAUCAACGUAACGUCGCUGCUGUACAUUGUAAGGCAGGCAAGGGACGUACUGGGACCAUGGUAUGCUGUUACAUGUUACAUAGUAAACAAUUUCCAACAGCAAAUGAAGCACUUAAUCAUUAUGGUACAAUGCGUACAUUGGAUCGUAAAGGUGUAACGAUACCAAGUCAACGACGAUAUGUAAAUUAUUAUGCGCGUUUAGUUAACGAAAGUUUAAAAUAUACACCAGUUACACUGUACAUACGUGAAAUACAUAUUGAACCGUUACCAGCUUUCAACGGGGGCGGACAGGGGAGCUUACAAUUUUUUGUAUCGGAAUCGAAUAAUCGUGUAUAUACAAGUAGUAUAUAUGAAAUAAAAAAAGGGACGACAAGUAUAACAAUACCGCUAUCAUCGCUUCCAGUAACGGGCGAUGUGAAGUUAGAGUUUGUGAAUAAACCGAAGAUGAUGCGUAAAGAGAAAUUAUUUCAUUUUUGGUUUAAUACAUUUUUUGUACAAGAGCAUAAUUUAUCAACUGUGUUAUCAACGGUGGAUCGUGGUGCGCAUGUGGAUAAUGGAAAAGUUCGAUCGAGUAAUAAUCAAGGACCACCUAAUUCUGGACAUCAGAAUGUGAUGAAUAAUGAUUGUGGUGUGAGUAGUGGAGGUGAAAAUCGUACUUUAUCGUUGACUUUAAACAAAUGGGAAUUAGAUGAUGCCCAUAAGGAUAAACAAAAUAAAUUAUUUUCACCUGAUUUCAAGAUAAGUUUAUUAAUGCAAAAGACAAAAAAAUGUGUACUUGGUGCUGAUGAUUGGUUACCAGAUAGUACACGUUCACCAAUCAAUAUACUAGGAUGUGCUAGUACAACAACAACCACAUCAUCAACAGUUGGUACAACUGUUGUACGUCCACAAGAUACACCAUCUGAGAGUUCUGAAGCUGACUCAACAAAUACGAGUAGUGGUGAGGAGGAUGACGACGACGAUGAUGAUGGCUGGGAAAGUGGUGAAUCAACUUAUCUGUGACCUGCAACUCUGUUCCCGCCUCCUCUGAUGGUUGACAACUGUAUGCUAAAAAAAAAUUAGGAAUAAUUAAAUACAAAACACACAAAAAUAAAACAAAUGAGUGUUGCGCAUGCUCUAACUACUACUACUACUACUACUUUUUAAAAAGAAGUGUAUUUAUUUACUAAAUAUUGGUACAUAUUUACGGUAUUUUUUCGUAUCUUUUAUGUUCAAAUUAGGAAAUCCUAAUAGUAGGAUGUAUUAAAUAAUAGGUUUAUGUCUAGGAUAAGCACACAAAACAUUGAAGUGAUCAGAAAACAUUUACUUUUGGAAGAAAGUGUAAAACGACGCAGCCUCAAGUUGAAAAUAAGUGAAAAAUUUCUUUUUAUAAAAAGAUGACGUAGGUGAGUGGAUGACUUAAAAACAGGAGUUGCUAUUAAACCUUAAAAAUUUUUGGCGUUUAUCGCAACCCUGUAAACCAAUAUUUCGAAUUAUGUAAUGUUGUUUGGAGAAGUAUCUACGAUUUCCAAAUUUUGUAGAAUAUUUUUUUCAAACAACCCAAUAAGUACCUUAAAUAAUAAGCUUGCUAUUAGUUUUUCGUACUAAUUUUUCUGCAAUGUGUUUAUGUGAGUAAAUUUACGUGAAAUAUGUACAGGGUCUUAUAGGGGUGAAGUAGCAUAAUAAUGGACAUAUGUAUGUACCAAUAAUUAUGAAAAUCGUAAAACAACGACGAUUUACGAUUAAUAAUGUAAGUAACUUUGUGUCAUUUAAAGUUAGAGAUAGAUAUGCACAGAAUUGUCGCAGCGAAUAAUGAUUGCAAGGCCGUCAAGGUUGAUUAAUUGAAGAACUCGUCUUUUUCAUUUGUUUGGAAGCAAGAAAAAUUUAGAAGUCCACAAACAAAUCAAUAUUUUCGAAAUAAAUCUUAAUCCUCUCCCGUUAGGUAUCGUUAUACGCUGCGAUAAAUCGUUCUCGAUAUGCUCUAGCUUUCAUUUGUGAAUAUGUGCCAAUUUUUUUUUUAAUUUACCUACAACAAAAGCACUUGUAUAAUUUUUUUUGUACAUAUUAUUUAUAAAAAAAAUCAAAGCUAAAAAGUAAAAAAACUAUAAUUUUUACUGUAGAAUGUUUUAAUAUGCAAAACCGUAUGUAACCAAGGAAUUAAGUUUUUUCACAAUUUCUCACUUACCUUAUUAAUGUUAAUA